UGUUGCAGAAAGCACUUGAAUAAUCGUGUGUGGAUAUUUGGUGGGUAUAAAUAUUUGACAGGUCUCCUGGGGUGGAGUUUCAGACCCUGCUUUUGAACAUUCCCCUAAAGCCAGCUGCCGAGAAACCUUCUUGCACUGGUGCCAGGAUUGUCCCACUGGAGUUUGAACAGCUGUCGUGCGGAGUUUAUAUUUCAGCUCCGGUAGACUCCUCUGAAGACGGGCGAUAUGGAUCAUCGCACGACCACCUUGGAGGCAGAUAAGAUCCACCAGAACCGCCUGUCGAAUGUUACGGAUGACGACGAAGAGCAAGAUGCCGCCUUUACCAUUGUUAAGGUCUUGGACAAGGUGGCCACCAUUGUGAACAGCGUUCAGGCGAGCCAGAAACGCAUCGAAGAGAGGCACCGGGAAAUGGAGGAUGCCAUCAAGACGAUUCAGAUUGACCUUCUGAAGCUUGCUCAGGCUCAUGGCGGCACUGCCUACACUGUCAACAAGCUGCUGGAGAAAACCCGCAAAGUGAAUGCGCGCGUCAAGGAAGUGAGAGCACGGGUGGAAAAGCAGAGUGCCAACGUGCAGAAGGUCGAGGCCAAACAAGAGGAAAUGUUGAGGAAGAACAAGUUUCGUGUUGUCAUUUACCAGGAGGACAUUAAGUGUCCAUCUUCUGUAUCCGUCAUCAAUGACCAGACACAAGGAGAAGACUUAGAAGAUGCCUUCUGCCCACCUGAUGACCUUUCCUCCGAUGAGGAGUAUUACAUGGAAGAGAGCAAAGCAUCCCGCUUUAAGAAAUCAGGCAUACGCCGCAUCAACAAUAUCAAAAAGGCCUUUUCGAGAGAGAACCUCCAGAAGACGAGGCAAAAUUUUGGCAAGAAGGUCGACAGGCUUCGCACUAGAAUCGUAACCCCAGAGAGGAGAGAGCGAAUAAGGCAGUCAGGAGAGAGGUUGAGGCAAACUGGGAUACGGUUCAAGAAAAACAUAUCAAAUGCAGCACCAACCAAGGAGACAUUUAGGAAGCACAAGAAAACCAAGGAGCAAGCAGAGGCCGAAAGUCCAGAAGAGAUCCAAGAGUCUGCUGUUGAUACAGCUGACACCGCAGUUGAAAGUGGAGAUACUGAACCAGUUAGUGAAGAAAUUUCCUAUACUGAAGUGAUCACUAAAGUGAAGAAAAACAAAGGUAAUGGAUCCAAAGCUCCUCAAGUGGACAACAAGAUCGUGAUGACCCCUGAGAAGGUUGUACUCAAGCCAGAGGUCAAACUGAUGACAUCUGAAACAAUCAUGCUCAAACCGGAGGUAAAAGUUACGCCUGGAAAGAUCACACUGAAGCCACAGGCAAGAGAAGAGGAGGACGUUCUUCUACUAGAUUUAAAGCAAUCAAUUUGAAUGACUAAAAUGUAUCCGCUGUGGUGGUGUCACCAUGACAAGGAAGAAAGAAAUCCUUGAAUAUGGCAGGUGUACAACAGCGAUUUUGAAACUUCCCUCAUGGAUCCCUAUCAUUUUUUCUGUCUUCCGAGCAAACCUUAAACCUCAUCCACACAUUG
Anolis sagrei ordinatus is the source of this 1532-nucleotide messenger RNA. It is a transcript of the gene CAVIN4, whose product is annotated as caveolae associated protein 4. Gene Ontology annotation, biological process: regulation of gene expression. Lineage: Eukaryota; Metazoa; Chordata; Lepidosauria; Squamata; Anolidae. The record is from RefSeq and is a predicted model, not a curated record. Gene Ontology annotation, cellular component: cytoplasm; caveola.